GCAUUGUCAAGCACUAGAGGAGGUAGAAGUAGUAGAGCUGAAGAAGGUGAGCAUGCAAGUGGACGAGCUGGAGGGUCACCUUCAUCUUCUGGGAGCAGUAUAUUACUAGGUGGAGGAACAUCUUCUUCGUCCGAAGUAGAUUUGAUUCCGCCAGCAAUCGUUUUAUCGGAUAUGACAAGCUACUCUGACUUUGCGACACAGCCUCGAAGCCACAUCGUCACAAGAACAAAUGGUAACCACGACAUAACUUCGACGAGUCUGCAAUUACCUCCACCGAGCGCACCAGCGCCAGUCACUUUUCCUCUUACAACGCUAGUACCAGGGAGAAGCUACGGAGAAUCUAUAUCACUGCCAGGAGAUGAGCAGAGAGCUGCAAGUCGUUCUACGUCAGCUUCCGGAUCCAUCCAUCGAGGACGACAUAACGCUUCGAACCAGAACCCGCACCCGAGCGAGAAUGACCAGGAAAAAGCAGCUGGCUACCAACAGCAACAUGAUGGACAGCAGGUUCUUCGAUCGUUGAUCUACCAAUUGCUUCAUGGUUUAGCUGAGACCCAUGCUGUAGGAAUCACACAUCGUGACAUUAAGCUUGGCAAUUUGUUGGUACGAGAAGUGGACGCAAAAACGCUACAUCUUCGGAUUGCAGAUUUUGGAUCGGCCGUUUUUCAUAAUUUAGAAGUUCAUCA
Amoebophrya sp. A25 is the source of this 683-nucleotide messenger RNA. The record is from the annotation of a GenBank genome assembly. NCBI's taxonomy places the organism in Eukaryota, Dinophyceae, Syndiniales, Amoebophryaceae.